GCUUGAAUAGUGUAAAGACCUUCGGAUCGCGUGGAAGUUAAACCUUUCGGUGGAAAAGUGUCGUGAGUUUUCGUUUCUUAGAAGAACAUUUUAAGUGAUAUUGAACGAUAACUGUAAUCAGAAGAGCUUUAAACACGGGACAUUGAGUUACGCAAUUUAAAUCGGCAACAAAGUGUGGGAAAAUGUUGCUCAAGGCACUAUUUCUCGCAUAUCUAUCGAUACUGGGUCCACCGCCAGCGGUGAAAGCCGUCAAGGAUGCACUAUAUGCAUAUGCACCGGAAUACGCACAUCCUUCAUAUUCCUUCAGCUAUGGUGUCAAAGAUCUGCACAGUGGUGACGUUAAAUCCCAGUGGGAAACUCGUGAUGACGGCAUCGUUAAAGGCCACUACAGUGUGGUAGAACCGGAUGGAUCAAUCCGCGAGGUGGACUACACAGCCGAUUCUAAAACGGGAUUCAAUGCGGUGGUGAAAACUCAUGGCCCUAAUGCGCAUCCCGUCGUUGACGAGCACGAACACUAUCGUUACGAUGAAAAUCAUUCGCAGUCAAAAAUCAAUCACUACAGCAAAAAUCAGGACCAUAUCAUUCUUAGUUCAGAUGUGCCGCAACACGAACAAGAUAUUGCAGAGCUGAGCGAGAAGAAGCGACCAACGCCGGCGUUGCUUGAACUGAAACCUCACGUAAACUUUGCUCAUGAACACAAAGGAUAUCGCCCAUCCUAUGGUGGUGGAAAGGAAGAUUUUUUCUCCAAAGAGUUUGAUUUCACUAAAGACAGCUUCAAACCAACUAUUCGGAUCGAAGAAGUUAAGGCACCUGAUCUAUCAAAGCUAAAACCAGUUUCACCAUUGGUUGAUUUUUCCAAUCUGGGUGAGAAAGAACUGGGUCCAUAUUACAAGAAAGACGUGAUCUAUCAACCAUUCGCCCAAUACAAUAAUCAAGUAGCACAUCCCGUGACAUUACAGAAAGCCAAACUAGGUGGCAUACGCCAAUCGAGUAGUCCUAAGAAAAAUCUUCUGAAGCCGUACACUACACCGGGUCUCAAACAUUUUACGACCCCGAAAGUCUAUCAGUUCAAGGCACGGGGAGGUCCUCCACGACCGGACUAUUCCAGCUAUUUCCAACCUCCAACACCUGUCCGACAGGCACGAACCGGCCCGGUGCUUUUUUCCAGUUCACCAGAUGUGCAGAUGGCUGCGUCACAGAAAAUUAUCCAAUCGAUGAUGAACCAACAACAGCAGAGGAGGGUUCCCGUUUACGCCAGGAAUUACUCCUAAGUGCAUUCCUAAUUAUGUUCCAGUUAUUUUUCCUCUCUAGUGCAAUACGAAUCGAGUUGAUAGUAAUAGGAAACAGCUCUGUCAAAAUAGGUUGUCCAUUGCCUGUGUAAUAGAGCUGUCAUUCUGUUUAGCGUUCAAUCUAUUUAUUAAUCUUCAACUAUAUUCUUAAUGUGAUAAAUUAAGUAAGUAUUCCCUAUAUCUUUAGAAACUGUAUGUAGCCAAAUUGCAUUUGAAUAAUAAAGUUCUACUAACGGUUUACAAAAUAAAUUCUAUAAAAAAUAAAUGAUG
Aedes aegypti (yellow fever mosquito) is the source of this 1559-nucleotide messenger RNA. RefSeq lists its product as uncharacterized. NCBI's taxonomy places the organism in Eukaryota, Metazoa, Arthropoda, Insecta, Diptera, Culicidae. The record is from RefSeq and is a predicted model, not a curated record. Gene Ontology annotation, cellular component: extracellular matrix. The transcript is spliced from 4 exons. Bases 183 to 1271 code for a protein of 362 amino acids.